AACAAAACCACACAAAAAACGGAUAACAAAUCAAAUCAAUUAUUUAUUGAGUGCUUUUGUGUCAAAACAACUGUUUUUGUAUUUUUAUACAUAAGAAAGACAUCAAAAAGUAAUCCAAAACUUUUUCUGUGGAGAGUUUUUUGAUGCCAUUAUUUUUGAACCAAAAAAACUGAUCACAAAAAGUAAACCCAAAACUAUAGUGAGAGUGAAGUAGUGAUGAAGAAGUUCUUUGGUUUUGCGCGCCGGAAGUCCUCGUCGUCGCUGAAGGGUCUGAAUCCGCGCCGAUUCUCGAUCGGGUCGUCGGCGUCGUCCACACUACAGAUCCAAGUGGUGAGAGGCGGCUAUAAUGUAGAUCUCGGGAAAGUGGACCAGAGUUUCACGAAACUACACAAAGCGGCGCUUCUGAAUGACGAGGAAAAGGUCCGCAAAUAUAUCAAGAGUAUUGAUGUGAACGCGAGGGACAGCUCCGACCGCACGCCUCUACACUUGGCCACAGUUAACGGCAAUCUGAAGAUCAUCCGUACGCUGAUAGAGGCGGGCGCUCACGUGAACGCUCAGGACAAUGACGGUAAGGCACCCAUCGUUAAGGCCAUUGAGUGCAAUCACGAAGACUUGGUCCAGUUCUUCGUGUGUGUGGGCGCCGACACGGAAGUGGCCGACUAUGAGACGGGCAAUACUCCACUGCAUUGGGCGCUAUCGAUGGGUGCCGUGAAAGCGGCCCAAUAUCUGCUGCGAAACGCCAAACAACUGGAUGUUAACAAACGAAACAAUCAAAACGAGACGUGUUUGCAUUUAGCGGUCAAAUUACCCCAGAAUUGCGUUAUUCUGGAGGACCUGAUAGCCAACGGCACACAUCUGGACGCCAGGGAUGACCGGCAGAAGACCGCUUUGAUGAUCGCCACCGCCAAUGAGAAUCUUCAGGCGGUGAACACGCUUUUGAAGUACGGAUCCAAUACUUAUUCGAGCGACGAAGACAUGAGACACUCGAUUAGUGUCAACAGGAAUAAUAUGAAGAAUAACAUGAGAACCUUUCAGUCCCACGAAACGGAUAGCGCCGACUCCUGGCCCGACACCGAAGACGAGGACAGUAAUUAUGAGCGCCCGAUGUCUAAGGAGUCCAAUAAAGCCCGAAAGGAGUCCUUCAAAAGCAACUCUUUUCGAGUCUCUAGUCUUGUCGACGAAACUAUUGUCGAAGAAUUGAAAACCGAUGACAACAACGAUAACGACGAUUAUGUCAUCUGUAAGCCAAGCACUAGUCGUGAGGAAAAUGUUGGCGAUAUUACCGAAACGUCCAAAGAUAUUAAACUCAUUUGGAAUCAGUCUUCGAGUUCUUCCGACGACGAAGACGUGAACAAUAAAGUGUCCGAAAGCGGAACGUUAGGCAAAAUCGAUACAUUGAAACAAAGGGAAGAGGUUUUGGUGAAGAAUGCCAUUAAUGAGAAACAGAAUCAACAAUUCUUGGAUUCCGAUCCUUUCAACGUCGAUGUUAUGGACGAAUUGGAAAUGUUGUUAAUACAGGAGACACACGACGGAAACGUCGACUUUAUUACCCAAAUGAAGACUCUUUUGGAUGAAGACCCGCCACCGCCUCAGACGACCCCCAAUCGCGUACAAUCGCCUCCAACACAACCCCUUCAGUCAACACCACUUAAAAUACCAGUGAAUAUGAAACCACAAAAUACAGACAAUGUUAAGAAAAACAGUGAAAGACAUGAGGUUUUUAGUGAUAAAAACGACACCAAACAGAGCCCUACUAAACAAAGUGCUACAAACGGUUCUCACAAUAUACCCGUUCAUAAGUUAAGGCGUGGCAGUAAUGUCGACAUCAAAGACAACGUCAAGGAGAAGAAAAUAAUACUGGAAGAGGUUCGACGAAGAAGUGUUGAAUUGAAGACCAAAACGGAUGAAUCGAGUGCCGCAGCGAUGGAAGACCACAGAAGACGGAGUUAUGCCGAAGUUGUGGCCCAAAAGGGAGGCAAACAGGCGUUCAUGGAUGAGCUGAAGAGCAGUAUUAGUGCCAGAGCUAAGAGCUAUGCGGACGUUGUCUCGACUUCGAGUAAUUCAGAGUUCGAGUCAAUAAAAGAAACAAAGAUUCCUAUUCUUAGAGUGAACUCUCAUUUAUCGCCAUUAAAGCAAAGUUUGCGACAAACGGUUAAUCAAUCAAACGGUUCGCCGAAACACAAUCAAAAUAACGGUUUCGCGAGACAAACGCCGAUUGAAACCAAUUCCUACAUCACAUCUAAUAAUAGUAACACUAAUAUCAAUAGUAAUACUAAUAUGAAUAAGAGUUUAUCGAAAAUUCCGUUACCUAUGAGACAGUCAUCUGUAGAGCAAAUCAGGUCUUCUCACACAUCAGAAUCGACGACAUCUGAGGACUCGAUUGUGAUGGAAGACGACGUGAGAGUUGACUCCUCGCCAACAAAGACCUCAUUGAAUGAAUCAGCGAUGAAGUCAAACGGAAAGGCAAAGAGCGGAGCCAUUCGGUCGUCUAAAUUGAGACGAAGAGUAAACGAACUGAACGAAGAACUCAAGAGAGGUCUGACAGAGAAGUCUUUGUUGUCGUCUGAGAACGAGUCGAUUCGCAAACAGUUAUUAGAAUUGAAUGAAAGGAUCCAAAGAGAGAGUUCACGUAAUUAUGAAUUGGAGAAGAAGUUAAUCAAAUUGGAGUCAGAGCUGAACCAAUAUAGGGUUGAGUGCGAUAUGAAGUGCAAAGAGAAUAAUGCAAUUAAGUCUGAAUUACAACUAAUUGUCGAUAACUUCGACGACAAUCAAAAACAGUGCCGUUAUUUAGAAGACGAGAAUCAAAAGAUGAAAAGUCAAAUCAAAUCAAUGAAAUACGAGGAGGAAGUGUUGCGCCAGAAGUUGACGCAACAGACCCUUAGCGCACCCAUCGGUGUCUGCAAUCACGAAGACUUAGUGAUCGGUUGGAAGUCGAAAGUGGAUGGACUCCACUUCGAGAACGACAGACUCAAAGAGGAGACCGAAGAACUCCAGAGAAUAUCCAUUGAGAAGCGGUUAGAAUACGAACGCGAGCUCUUCGAGUGGCAGAAACGCAAUCUCGACAUCGAAUCCGAUCUCAAACGACUUCAGCUUGAAAUGCAAGUCAACUCAAUUAAGCCGACGCCCGAAGAGCAGAUCGAACUCCUCAAAGCCGUCAGAGAUUUGAAUCAACUGAUGGCUAAACUCGACGACCGCAUCACCAGAAACGAAGAGAGCCAACAACUGUCGAAGGCUCGCAACUUCAACGAAGAGAUGUUCGAAUGCGCCCGAAAUCUAUUGGAUCAGAUGCGCGAAGAGUUGUCUAAUUUCAAAGACAUGCUUAAAAACACAGCCAAUAGAGAGAAUAAUAGCGAAACCGAUGAAAAACAGUUGACCGCAUUCGAGUCCCGAAUCGCCGAAUUGAGGUCUUCGUUGGAGAGACUCGAAGAUCAGAUCCAAUCGCAAGAACUGCAACUCUUCCGUCAGUCAGACAUCAUUUCGUUCGCCACACCAUUGCGUAAGUCGUCGUCGUCUCGGGAACUGUUCAUCUCGACCAGCAAUAAGCCCAAGAGUUGGUUCGUCCAGACGUUAUUCCGAUUGCAAUCACACAUACAGUCGACGACACCGAACGGCGACUCAAUCACUGCAUUCGUUCACCAGAAGACACGACUGCAGAAACAGAUCCACGAAUUGAAAUCGGAAUUAGGAAUAUUCGCCGAAUCCGUCCAUUGAAUGCAAAUUAUUAAAUGAUUUUCAAUAAUCACUGAAUUAUCAAAUGUUUUAAAUUAUCAAUACUUCCAAAGCAAACAAUUUCGAC
This is a messenger RNA of Medioppia subpectinata, 3796 nucleotides long. The record is from the annotation of a GenBank genome assembly. NCBI's taxonomy places the organism in Eukaryota, Metazoa, Arthropoda, Arachnida, Sarcoptiformes, Oppiidae.